This is a messenger RNA of Rangifer tarandus platyrhynchus (Svalbard reindeer), 4320 nucleotides long. The record is from the annotation of a GenBank genome assembly. Lineage: Eukaryota; Metazoa; Chordata; Mammalia; Artiodactyla; Cervidae.
AUGGAUUUCUCUUUCUCUUUCAUGCAAGGGAUCAUGGGAAACACAAUUCAGCAACCACCUCAACUCAUUGACUCCGCCAACAUCCGCCAGGAGGAUGCCUUUGAUAACAACAGUGACAUUGUUGAAGAUGGUGGCCAGACACCAUAUGAAGCUACCUUGCAGCAAGGCUUUCAGUACCCACCCACAACAGAAGAUCUCCCUCCACUCACGAAUGGCUACCCACCAUCCAUCAGCAUGUAUGAAACUCAAACCAAAUACCAGCCGUAUAACCAGUAUCCCAACGGGUCCGCCAACGGCUUUGGUGCAGUUAGAAACUUUAGCCCCACUGACUAUUACCAUUCAGAAAUUCCAAACACACGACCCCAUGAAAUUCUGGAAAAGCCUUCUCCUCCACAGCCACCACCACCUCCACCUUCGGUACCACAGACUGUGAUUCCAAAGAAGACUGGCUCACCUGAAAUUAAACUAAAAAUAACCAAAACUAUCCAGAAUGGCAGGGAAUUGUUCGAGUCUUCCCUUUGUGGAGACCUUUUAAAUGAAGUCCAGGCAAGUGAGCACACAAAGUCGAAGCAUGAAAGCAGGAAAGAAAAGAGGAAAAAGAGUAACAAGCACGACUCAUCCAGAGCUGAAGAGCGCAAGUCACACAGAGUCCCCAAGCUAGGACCAGAAGGACAAAAUAGACCAAAUGAGAGGGUUGACCCUGUAUCAGAAAAGCCAAGAGAAGACCCAGUGCUGAAAGAGGCGCGCCCGGUUCAGCCGAUGUUACCUUCUGUUCCAACAGCAGAGGCAUCCGCUGGUGUGAAAUUCCAGGUCGGCGAUCUUGUUUGGUCUAAGGUGGGAACCUAUCCUUGGUGGCCUUGUAUGGUGUCCAGUGACCCCCAACUUGAGGUGCACACCAAAAUUAACACAAGAGGUGCCCGGGAGUAUCACGUCCAGUUUUUUAGCAACCAGCCAGAGAGGGCGUGGGUUCAUGAAAAGCGGGUCCGAGAGUAUAAAGGCCACAAACAGUAUGAGGAACUACUGGCUGAAGCGACCAGACAAGCCAGCAAUCACUCUGAAAAGCAGAAGAUUCGGAAACCACGGCCUCAGAGAGAACGUGCCCAGUGGGACAUCGGCAUUGCCCACGCAGAGAAGGCACUGACCAUGACCCGGGAGGAGAGGAUAGAACAGUAUACUUUCAUCUAUAUUGAUAAACAGCCCGAGGAGACUCUGUCCCAAGCUAAAAAGAACGUUGCCUCCAAAGCCGAAGUGAAAAAGCCCCGAAGACCAAGGUCCGUGCUCAAUGCACAGCCAGAACAGAUCAAUGCCGGCGAGGCGGCCUCCUCGCCCUCAGGUACUGAAAUGCGGAGACACAGCCAGCGGCGGCACACUGGCGUGGACGAGGAUGACCCGCCUCCCGUGAAAGUGGCCUGGAAAACAGCGGCAGCGAGGAAAUCCCUACCAGCGUCCAUCACCAUGCACAAAGGGAGCCUGGACUUGCAGAAGUGUAACAUGUCUCCCGUGGUGAAAAUUGAACAAGUGUUUGCUCUGCAGAAUGCUACAGGAGAUGGGAAAUUUAUCGAUCAGUUUGUUUAUUCGACGAAGGGAAUUGGUAACAAAACAGAAAUAAGUGUCAGGGGACAAGACAGACUUAUAAUUUCUACACCAAACCAGAGGAAUGAAAAGACAACUCAGAAUAUGUCGUCUCCUGAAGCAACAACUGGUUCUGCAGGCUCAGUAGAAAAGAAGCAGCAGAGAAGAUCAAUUAGAACUCGUUCUGAAUCAGAGAAAUCCACUGAGGUUGUGCCAAAGAAGAAGAUCAAAAAGGAGCAGGUUGAAACAGUUCCUCAGGCUACAGUGAAGACUGGAUUACAAAAAGGUGCCAGCGAGAUUUCAGAUUCCUGCAAACCUCUAAAGAAAAGGAGCCGCGCCUCAACCGACGUAGAAAUGGCUGGUUCCACAUACAGAGACACGUCUGACUCCGAUUCCAGAGGGCUGAGUGACCUGCAGGCAGGCUUUGGAAAGCAAGUCGAUAGCCCUUCGGCUACUGCAGAGGCAGACGCUUCUGAUGCGCAGUCCAUGGAUUCAAGUCUGUCACGAAGAGGCACUGGAAUGAGCAAGAAGGACACUGUAUGUCAGAUCUGUGAAAGCUCUGGCGACUCUCUGAUUCCCUGUGAGGGAGAGUGCUGCAAACACUUCCACCUGGAGUGCCUGGGCUUAUCAUCACCCCCCGAUGGAAAGUUCGUCUGUGUCGAGUGUAAAACUGGCCAGCACCCGUGUUUUUCAUGUAAAGUGUCUGGUACGGAUGUGAAGCGUUGCUCUGUCAGCGCUUGUGGGAAAUUUUACCAUGAAGCCUGUGUCCGCAAAUUCCCCACUGCCAUCUUUGAAUCAAAAGGCUUCCGCUGUCCCCAGCACUGCUGUUCUGCCUGCUCUAUGGAGAAAGAUAUCCACAAAGCAAGUAAAGGUCGCAUGGUGAGAUGUCUGCGGUGCCCAGUCGCCUACCACUCCGUAGAUGCUUGCAUUGCCGCCGGCAGCACCCUCGUGUCUUCCUGCGUUCUCAUCUGCAGUAAUCAUUCCACACGGAGCAGUAGCUCUUCCUCUGCUAUAAAUGUAGGCUUUUGUUUCGUUUGCGCCAGAGGGCUGAUAGUGCAGGACCAUUCAGACCCCAUGUUCAGUUCCUAUGCCUAUAAGUCCCACUACCUACUGAAUGAAUCAAAUCGUGCAGAGUUGAUGAAACUACCUAUGAUUCCUUCUUCGUCAGCUUCCAAAAAGAGAUGUGAGAAAGGUGGACGACUGCUCUGCUGCGAGUCGUGUCCAGCCUCCUUCCACCCGGAAUGCCUGAGCAUAGAGACGCCCGAAGGCUGCUGGAACUGCAAUGAUUGCAAAGCUGGCAAGAAGCUGCAUUACAAGCAGAUUGUUUGGGCCAAAUUGGGAAAUUACAGAUGGUGGCCGGCUGAGAUCUGCAAUCCCCGGUCUGUGCCGCUCAACAUCCAGGGCCUCAAGCACGACCUGGGCGACUUCCCCGUGUUCUUCUUCGGCUCUCACGACUACUACUGGGUCCACCAGGGCAGAGUGUUCCCUUACGUUGAAGGAGACAAAAGCUUUGCUGAUGGACAGACCAGUAUCAACAAGACCUUCAAAAAAGCGUUGGAAGAAGCUGCAAAACGUUUCCAAGAAUUAAAAGCACAAAGAGAAAGUAAAGAAGCACUGGAGAUUGAAAAAAACUCAAGAAAACCCCCUCCAUACAAACACAUCAAAGCCAACAAAGUGAUAGGGAAGGCGCAGACCCAGGUGGCAGACCUGUCGGAGAUCCCCCGCUGCAACUGCAAGCCGGCCGAUGAGAACCCGUGCGGCCUGGAGUCCGAGUGCCUGAACCGGAUGCUGCAGUACGAGUGUCAUCCGCAGGUGUGCCCGGCGGGCGAGCGCUGCCAGAACCAGUGCUUCACCAAGAGGCUCUACCCGGACGCCGAGGUCAUCAGGACCGAGCGCAGGGGCUGGGGCCUCAGGACCAAGAGGAGCAUCAAGAAGGGUGAAUUUGUAAAUGAAUAUGUUGGCGAAUUAAUUGAUGAGGAAGAAUGCAGAUUGCGAAUCAAGCGAGCCCACGAGAACAGUGUAACUAAUUUUUAUAUGUUAACUGUUACCAAGGACCGUAUCAUUGAUGCUGGCCCGAAGGGAAAUUAUUCUCGCUUUAUGAACCACAGUUGUAAUCCAAACUGUGAAACCCAAAAGUGGACCGUGAAUGGAGACGUUCGCGUUGGGCUUUUUGCUCUUUGUGACAUUCCUGCAGGGAUGGAGCUAACAUUUAAUUACAACCUGGACUGUCUGGGCAACGGCAGGACGGAGUGCCACUGUGGGGCAGACAACUGCAGCGGCUUCCUGGGCGUGCGGCCCAAGUCGGCAUGUGCCUCCACAGCUGAAGAAAAGGCCAAAAACGCUAAGUUAAAGCCGAAGCGACGGAAACUCAGAGCCGAGCCCAAGCAGCUGCCGGAGGACGCCUGCUUCCAGUGCGGGGGCGGUGGGGAGCUGGUCAUGUGCGACAGGAGGGACUGCCCCAAGGCCUACCACCUGCUCUGCCUCAACCUGCCGCAGCCGCCCUUCGGAAAGUGGGAGUGCCCCUGGCACCAGUGUGAUGAGUGCAGCGCUGCGGCCGUCGCCUUCUGCGAGUUCUGCCCCCGGUCCUUCUGUAAAGAUCAUGAGAAGGGGGCGCUGGUGCCCUCUGCCCUGGAAGGCCGGCUCUGCUGCUCGGAGCAUGACCCUGCGUCCCCCGUGUCCCCCGAGUACUGGAGCAAGAUCAAGUGUAAACUGGAAUCACAGGAUCACGGAGAAGAAGUCAAAGAGUAA